[Torrubiella] hemipterigena is the source of this 735-nucleotide messenger RNA. NCBI's taxonomy places the organism in Eukaryota, Fungi, Ascomycota, Sordariomycetes, Hypocreales, Clavicipitaceae. The record is from the annotation of a GenBank genome assembly.
CUCAGGAGACAAACUCUCUACAACCACCCCAUCAUCUCUCGUCGGCCGCCACCUCGUCGACGCUUGAAAUACGACAAUUGAAUCUACAAAGAACCACAGAAUAAAAUCACACACAACUUGCGAUGGCAAAAUUCACAAUGCUCGCCGCAGCACCCACGCGCGCAACCACCCUCCUCACGCCCUCCUCGACAUCAUCAUCGCUCAUCCAGUGCCGCUUUGCCAGCUUUGUCGCGCGCCCUCGCAGACCAUACAAAUUCACACAGCUCGUCACUCUGUCCGACGGCUCGACGUACACGGCGCGCACGACGUCACCACAUCCCGUGUACCGCACGGCCAAGGACUCCCGCAACUCGGUCACAUGGCAGCCCAAUGAGCGCUCUCUGCGCGGUGUCGAACUUGAUGAGGCAGGUCGUUUGGCGGCCUUCAGACAGCGCUUCGGUCGUGGUUUUGAUGCCUCGCAGGCAAGCGAGGAGGGCGGCGAGGCUCAGCAGCAACAGAAGCAGCAGGAGAGCGCGCCGGCGGACGACUACGCUGACUUGCUGAGCGCGUAUGCGCCGCAGGAUACGGGGGCCAUGAAGGAAUCGGGACCCAAGAAGAAUGCAGUCAAGCGAAAGUAAAAUAAGAAAUGGAUAAAAGUGAUGGGAGACGGUUGACGGAGGAGGAAUAUUGCAUAGCAUAUGUAUUAUAUCGUAACUUCAUACAGGUGUACAAUUAACUGGUUGGAAUACAUGGAAA